Eupeodes corollae is the source of this 5076-nucleotide messenger RNA. RefSeq names its product disheveled-associated activator of morphogenesis 1 (gene DAAM). The transcript has 12 exons. Gene Ontology annotation, molecular function: actin binding; small GTPase binding. Gene Ontology annotation, biological process: actin cytoskeleton organization; positive regulation of actin filament polymerization. The record is from RefSeq and is a predicted model, not a curated record. The coding region runs from base 532 to 4431 and encodes 1299 amino acids. Lineage: Eukaryota; Metazoa; Arthropoda; Insecta; Diptera; Syrphidae.
GACGUCGAACGAAACGAACGUUUAAGUUGAAGUUGAAAUUGAGUCGUGUAACAAGCGCGUAGAUUUACUUUGGAUCGCAACCAUAAAAAGUGCUGUGUUUGUUUAUAUUAAAAUAAAUAGAAUGUAGCUCCCUCGCGGAUGCUUAAAAUAAAGGUGCAUUUUAAAAAAUAUGUAAUUUUCUAGAAUUGCAAAAGAAAACUUAAUUUCUUAAUUUUAACGUAUACGCCUCAGUGUCCUUUCUAUGAAGUCAUUCUUUUUCGUUCUUAUUUCUUUUACUCAACACAUUUUUUUAAUUUAAUUAACAACGUAAAUUCAAUUAAAAUUUCAACAUGUUUCUAUUCGAAGUGUGAUAACAUUAGAAAUUCUUUAAAAAUCUAUAGUUUUGUGUUGUAAAAAUCCUUGUGACUAAAUAAACUUGGAGCAACAAACCGGCAAAGUAUUUUUUUGUGUUGAUGCUAUGCGCGUGUAUCUUUGCGUUUAGAAUAUCGUAUCUUUUUGUGUGAGAAAACAAUUAAAAUUCAAUGUGCAAAAAUGUGCACGAAAAAUCAAAUCAAUAUCCUAAUGGAAAAAUUAAAUACGACCUUUCAAACUUGCCCAAUCAACUGCACAGGUGAUCCAGACACUAUUAGCACAGACAACGAAACUCCUACUCGAACAAGUGCUACAAAACGCCAAGCUCCACAACCGCCACCAUCAUCGCUGCAAGGCCAACAACAACAACAUCAAGGCGCUUCAGUCACAACACAUACCAAUUACCAAUCCGAGCAUCAGGAUUCAAGAACCCAAGCCCAAACACAAUCGGAGUCCUCACCUUUUUAUGCGAAUCUUGAUUUUUCUUCGCUACGAACUCGUUUACAAGAUUUUAAUUGCCUAAACAGUUUACAACGUUACGUAAACACAAAUGAUCGGGCUAAUAAAACAAAUGACGACAGUACUGGCUCCAGAAAUAAUUACGCGAGUAAUAUUCUAGAGUACAACUACGAACAAACUAACCCGAAUCAUCAGAAAGAAACACCAUUGCAUAAGUUUUAUCGGGCGCAACAGCAGAAAAAGAUGCCGGCGUUUCGGGGAAAACGCGGCUGGUGUGGUUGUUUUCAGGAUGACGAACCACCUGAAAUAUGUGUUGUCGAAGGUGCCUUUACUCUUCAAACACUUACCCCUACGCAACCAAUGCCAUCAGUUGACGAACUGGACACAAAAUUUGCUGAACUCGUAGAAGAAUUGGAUCUUACUGCUCCAAAUAAGGAGGCAAUGUUAAGUCUUCCACCCCAAAAAAAAUGGCAGAUCUAUUGUUCACGAAAAAAUCCGCUCGAUACGGUCGAUGGAAAUCCAGCUGCCAUUACUGUGCCUCCAACAGCAGAUCAUUACAUCGAACGCCUCAAGGAUAUAGUCAUUCAUAUUUCACUUAAUCCUGAAGACUCCCCGUGCCAUGAAUACAGUUCAAGAAUUGAGCCGCAUACGGCAUUCUUGGAUGCGCUCAAAACUGCUUUGCGUACAUCUGCGCAUAGCUUUGUGUUGCGUUUUGUUGAACUGCAAGGUCUGCCGGCAUUAUUAAAUCUUCUGCAAAACUUGGACAUUCGUGUGGCAAAUAGUUCUUUACAUACUAGUCUCAUUGGAUGCAUAAAAGCUCUUAUGAAUAAUUCCACGGGCCGUGCUCAUGUGUUAGCCCAUCCAACCAGUAUUGAUACAAUUGCUCGUUCUUUAGCAGCAGAUAAUAUUAAAACCAAAGUAGCAGCAUUGGAAAUUCUUGGAGCUGUUUGUUUGGUACCCGGAGGUCACAAAAAAGUUCUCACAGCGAUGCUUAAUUUUCAAGAGUUUGCAGCAGAACGAACGAGAUUUCAAAGUAUUUUAAAUGACUUGGACCGAUCUACGGGUGCUUAUCGUGACGAUGUCAACCUCAAAACAGCUAUUAUGUCAUUUAUCAACGCAGUACUCAACUAUGGGCCAGGACAGGAAAAUCUUGAAUUUAGAUUACAUUUGAGAUAUGAAUUUUUGAUGUUAGGCAUUCAGCCAGUAAUUGAUAAAUUAAGAAAACACGAGAAUGAAACCUUGGAUAGGCAUUUGGACUUUUUUGAAAUGGUUCGUGCUGAAGACGAGAAGGAAUUAGCUAGAAAAUUCAAUCAUGAACAUGUCGAUACUAAGAGUGCAACAACUAUGUUUGAUUUUUUGAGACGAAAACUAAGUCAUUCGCCAGCUUAUCCACAUUUGUUAUCCUUGCUGCAACAUUUUCUUUUGCUGCCAUACACCGGUCAUUGUACUCAACAUUGGUUGAUGUUUGACCGAAUAGUUCAACAAAUUGUUCUCCAAACUGAAGAACGACCAAGAAGUGAUAUCGACCCUGAUGAUGUUAGCAAAGAAGCUCAAUCACUUAUUCAAGACCCAGAUUGCUCACCUAUCCAAAUUAAUGUAAAGGAAAUCGUUCAAUUGCUUGUCAAAGAAGAACAGCUCACAGCUGCUCGCAAACGAGCCGACGAACUGGAACGGGAAAAUUUCGAAGUUCAGUCACGCUUAGCAAAAAAAGAGCAAGAGCUUGACUUGCGAAUGCAAGAGAAGGAGGAUUUAGAAACGAGCCUGGCACGUAUGCGAGAACGUCUCGAAAAAGAAAGCGCUAACCACUCACAGGCAGUGCAACGCGCUCAAAAUGCUGAAAUGAAAGCCGAAGACUUGCAACAUCGUUUAUUAAAUGAACAACAGGAGAGAACAAGAUUGGAAAGACUCGUUACGGAAGGUAGUAUUCCAGACGAUCAGAAAGUUGCUGGCCUAACUGGAUGUAAUGGAGCUGUGUCACCACCGCCGCCUCCAGCGCCAAAGUUCAUACCACCUCCACCCCCACCAAUGGCUGCAGCACCACCUCCGCCACCAUGCCCAGGUGCACCUCCACCACCAAUGGUUACACAGCCUCCACCAGUGCCAAAAAUUGAGGUCGCAAAGAAAAAUGUGCCCCAACCAGCAAACCCAUUGAAGAGUUUUAAUUGGUCUAAACUUCCUGAUGCCAAAGUACAAGGGACCGUGUGGAGCGAGCUUGAUGAAUCUAAAUGGUACACCAACAUGGAACUAGAUUGCAUAGAUAAAUUGUUUUCGGCAUAUCAGAAAAAUGGUGUUACAAAUGAUGGUUCCAUUGAAGACCUAAGAAUGAUGGGAAAAACCAGGACGAAAAUUCUCUCUGUGAUUGAUGGACGUCGUGCACAAAACUGUACAAUAUUGCUCUCCAAACUCAAAAUGACUGAUGAGGAAAUUUCAAAGGCAAUUCUUUCGAUGGACUGCAGUGAACAAUUACCGAUUGAUAUGGUUGAGCAGCUCUUGAAAUUCACGCCAUCGGCAGAGGAACGGGCACUGCUGGAUGAACAUAGUGAAGACAUUGAAUCAUUAGCUCGGGCCGAUCGAUUUCUUUAUGAAAUUUCAAAAAUCCCGCACUACGAACAGCGACUCAAAAGUCUGCACUAUAAGAAGCGAUUUAUGAUCACAGUAAAUGAUCUGAUACCUAGGAUAACAAGCGUUAUGGAAGCGUCUCGAGAAGUUGCCAGGUCAAGACGGCUACGUAAGCUGCUCGAAUUAGUUCUAGCAUUAGGUAACUAUAUGAAUCGAGGCGCCCGUGGAAAUGCAUCUGGUUUCCGUUUAGCAUCUCUUAAUCGGUUAGCUGACACCAAAUCAAGUGCUGCCAAAGGUACAACUCUUCUCCACUAUCUGGUGCAGGUUAUCGAUAAGAAGUUUAGAGAUCUUCUUAAACUGGAAGAAGACAUCCCACAUGUUCGAGUCGCUUGUAAAGUAUCGCUUGGCGAAAUGGACAAAGAUAUUCAAAUGCUACGAACUGGUAUGACCGAAGUCUCCCGAGAAAUCGAGUUUCAUCGCAGCUCGGGUCCAGCGCAACAAGGCGAUCGUUUCUUACCAGUGAUGCGAGAAUUUCAUGCCCAAGCAUCAGUUAGAUUUGCGGAAUUAGAAGAUCAAUUUCAAGAUAUGAAAACUAGGUUCGAUCGGGCAGUAAGACUUUUCGGUGAAGAUGGUUCUGUCGUGCAGCCGGAUGAAUUUUUUGGAAUAUUCGAUGCGUUUUUAGCAGCUUUCUCCGAAGCUCGACAAGAUAAUGAAAACUUCCGAAAACGUCAAGAGGAAGAAGAAAAACGUGCAAAGCAAGAAGCUGAGCUGAAAAAGAGGACAAUAGAACGCAAAAAUAAAGAAGGGCUCAUGAGUUCGGUUGCCAGGAAUUUAGGUUUUAAGUCGAGUUCAAAUGGCAAGGACGCCUCACCAGUCAAGGGUGACAACAAGGGUGAGUUUGAUGACUUAAUAUCAGCUCUACGAACCGGAGAUGUAUUUGGAGAAGACAUGGCCAAAUUUAAAAGAUCUCGCAAAACUCGCUUGGGAAAUGGCAGUACUUCACCACCGAGACAUAGUCUACAUCGAGAAGAGAGUCGUGAGAGAACUAUUCGUCGACAGUAACGAAAUUUAUAUUGUUAGAUUAGGUAAAUAAGUUCGUCUUGAUACAUUUAUACUUCGUGUGUAGUAUUUUGUACUCUUGAUAUAGUUUUACACUGAAACGUAAUUGUAGCGUUAAAUUAUUUAUUAUUGAUGAUGGAGUUGUUUUUAUAUAUGUGCGAACACCAAAAUGGACUUGGUCCUCAAAUAACAGAGCUGUAAUCAUUAUUUCAUACAAAAAAGAGAAUUAAAUUGAUAAAUCCUUGAUCCUAAAACAAAUUUCUAAAUUAUUUUAUGUAAACAUUAUGUACGUAUAAACUUCGGUUUAUGAACAGCUUAUUUAAAUCUUUGUAUAAUUUACUUAUGUAGUUUUAAUAAUAAAUGAAAAAUUAUUGUACCUUCUUAAAAAAAGAAAUAUUAUAUUACUUAUUAGAUCCUUGUUGAAAAUAUUAUAUUCUUCUCAAAUUUUAAAAAGAGAAGUUUUAAUCGAACGCGGAACUAGAAUCCCAAUUUUGUUUUAAAUGUUAAAAAUUCUUAAUUAAGAAAAUAAGAAAAAUUAAAAGGAACCAAGAAUUAUUGCAAUACAAUUUUAUUAGAACAGAAUUAUGUAUUAUUAUGAGAAUCUUUAUAUCGGAAACUAAAUUAUAAAUAAAUCUAAUGGAAAACAAA